GAGAGAGGGAGCGCGAGCGAGACAGAUGGGAGGGUUGCUUGAGUGAGAAACAGGAAGGUGUGUGAGUGAUAAACUGAAUGAGAAAAAGACAUUAGCUCUAAGCUUGAGGGAGAUCAGCUACCUUUCAGCAUGAGCCAGUAGACACUGAGAGAGUGUGUGUGUGUCUGUGUGUGUGCACAGGAGACGGUUCAGCCAGCGUGUGUGUUUGUGGGUUGUGUAUAUUUAUGUAUGUGUGUUUGACUAUUUGUUGGGACAUGUGUGAGGGGCUGCGUGUGUAGACAUAAAAAGAUGUCAAAGCAGCAUUUCUGUUGAUAUCAAACAAGAUGGAUUCCCAGCAGAAGAUGACGUUGGACAUCUCCACGACAGAUCCCCAGGAGGACUUUGAUAUUCUCGUCAGGGUUGGAGGAGGGACCUAUGGAGAUGUGUACAAGGCUCGUUACAAACAGAACGGUGAGCUGGCAGCCAUGAAGGUGGUCACGAUGGAACCAGAGGAUGACUUCUCCAUCAUCCAGCAGGAGAUUGUCAUCGUGAAGAGCUGCAAACACAACAACAUAGUGGCCUACUACGGCAGCUACAUAUGGGCCAACAAGCUGUGGAUCUGCAUGGAGUUCUGCGGCGGGGGCUCCCUCCAGGAUGUCUACCACGUGACUGGUCCUAUGACAGAGCUCCAGAUAGCCUACAUCUGCAGAGAGAUGCUGCAGGGCCUGGACUACCUCCAUGGACAGAAGAAGAUUCACAGGGACAUCAAGGGCGCCAACAUCCUCCUCAAUGACCAGGGAGAGGUGAAGCUAGCGGACUUUGGGAUUUCUGCCCAGAUUACAGCGACUCUAGCUCGCAGGAUGUCCUUCAUUGGGACGCCAUAUUGGAUGGCGCCAGAGGUGGCGGCUGUGGAGAUAAAGGGAGGCUACAAUGAGCUGUGUGACAUCUGGUCGGUCGGCAUCACAGCCAUAGAGCUGGUGGAGAUGCAACCACCCUUGUUUGAUGUACAUCCACUACGGGUCCUGUUCCUCAUGUCUAAAAGUGGCUACCAGCCUCCCAAAUUAAAGGACAAGUCCAAAUGGUCCUCUGCGUUCUACAGCUUUGUGAAGGCCAUGCUGGUGAGGAACCCCAAGAAGAGGCCGAGUGCCUUCAAGAUGCUGUCGCACAUGUUCGUGACCCAGCAGGGCCUGAGGCAGCAGCUGACCAUGGAGCUCCUGGACCGGCUCAGGAACCCGGAGAAGCUCAGGAGCUGUGUGUCAUCAGAGGAGGACGACAUGGAGGUGGCGGUUCCUGGUCACCUGAGAAGAAUCCAGUCCAUUAACCGACACAACCAGGCCGAGAGGACAGACUCCGGGGCCAACAUGAAUCAGAUUUACACCACGAGGCCGGUGGAAAAAACGUUACAGUUGGGGCCAUCGUUCCCUAAAAUUGGUGGUAAAAGUCCAAUCAGGGACGACAACAUGGAAUCAGACGAUGACUAUGAUGACGUGGAUGUCCCCACGCUACAAUCGAGGAGGAGCCAGACCAUGCCAUUUGACGAAACCCCUCCUCCUCUACCUCCGAAGCCCCAGGCACGCACCAGCUCAGAAGAAAGUGUGACAGGGGGGGAGGAAGAGAGGCCCUCCUACCCCACCCGUUGCCCUGUGGCCAGGACCUCCAGUGGGACUCAACCCCUACCUGAGCGGCCCUCCUACCCCACCCGCGGCCCUGUGGCCAGGACCGACAGUGGGACUGUCACUCAACCCCUCCCUGCGCCCCGCCCAAACUCCACCAUACAGCAACGCCCAAAGAGCCAGACUGAACUCACCCCUCCGCAGCUGCCUCCGAAAGACCCUCACAGGAGGCAGAAAACCAAGAAGCUAUCAGAGUCCGUCAGUCCGGUCUCGAAGAAGCCCCCUGUGUACUUUAAGAAGGUGUUCCACGGCUGUCCUCUGCAUGUGAACUGCUCCACGGCCUGGGAAAACCCAAGUACCAGAGAACAACACCUGAUCCUGGGGGCCGAGGAGGGCAUAUACACCCUCAACCUCCACAGCUCCGAGGCAACCAUGGAGCUGCUGUUCCCAGGGAGAUGCACCUGGCUCUACACCAUAAGCAACGUCCUCAUGUCUGUCUCAGGUAAAUCCUCCCAGCUCCACUCCCACCUCCUGAAGGAGCUGUACGAGCAGGCCCGCAAAGACCAGAGGCUGGGGGCCCUGCCCACACACAGGCUGCUACCCAGGAAAUAUGCAGUGACGGUUAAAGUACCAGAUACGAAAGGCUGUAGGACCUGUUCAGUUGUGGACACGGGGCAGCGGGGCAUCGCCUUCCUGUGCUGCGCGCUGGACACCAGCGUGCUGCUGCUGCAGUGGUACGAGCCCCUGCACAAGUUCAUGCUGAUCAAGAACUUUGACUUCCCGCUGCCCAGCCCGCUGAAGGUCUUCCAGAUGGUGGCCGUCUCCCAGCAGGAGUACCCCCUGGUCUGCAUCGGGGUGUCCCGCGGUCCGGACUCCAACCAACCAAUCAGCUUCGACAACAUCAACCUCAACUCCAACACUUCCUGGUUCACCAACGCAGGCUUGGAGAAACGAUGCCCGGAAGUAGUUCAAGUGAACCAACUAGACAACAACUCACUACUUGUCCUUCUAGAAAGGUCAGUACACGUGGUCGGCCUGGAGGGGGAAACGAAGAGCAGCAGGGGUCACGGACGCAACGAGACCACGUUCGACUUUAACGUGGACUCUGUAGUAUAUUUUGAGGACUCGUUGCUGGUGGUGUGGCGCCACGGCUGGCAGAGGAGGGGGGAGAGCUUCACGGAGGUGCUCCAGCAUGAGCAUCUCCCCAGGAAGGAGUACCGGUUGAUCGGCUCCGACAGGCUGGUUGUCAUGGAGACGAGGACACUGGAGGAGCACUCCCCGGGCACGUGCAACCUCUACAUCCUGGAGAUCGCAGAGAACUACGUUGUGCUGCCGUGACCAGAGAGAGCAUCAUUGGAAAUCAUCUCUAGUCUAAAUUGAAUGUAAACAUAGCCGUUAGAUUUUUGAGGAGGUUACUGGUUAUCUUUGUUAGAUAAUAUGGACAACCAUUUGCUGUCCAUACACAUGUAGUGGUGACUCUCUGUCUGGGAAUACUCUGGGACAUUAUUUGUGGGUACAGAUUGCUGUCAGUCAUUUGGAUGCAAUGUAAAAAGACACCAUGUGUGAGAAAAUUUUUGAUUAAAUGUGAUACCCCCAUCUGACA
Messenger RNA from Gadus morhua (Atlantic cod), 3195 nucleotides. RefSeq names its product mitogen-activated protein kinase kinase kinase kinase 1 (gene map4k1). Gene Ontology annotation, molecular function: ATP binding; MAP kinase kinase kinase kinase activity. Gene Ontology annotation, cellular component: cytoplasm. Gene Ontology annotation, biological process: intracellular signal transduction; protein phosphorylation. Lineage: Eukaryota; Metazoa; Chordata; Actinopteri; Gadiformes; Gadidae. The record is from RefSeq and is a predicted model, not a curated record. The coding region runs from base 324 to 2930 and encodes 868 amino acids. The transcript has 32 exons.